Messenger RNA from Exophiala mesophila, 1029 nucleotides. RefSeq lists its product as uncharacterized. Lineage: Eukaryota; Fungi; Ascomycota; Eurotiomycetes; Chaetothyriales; Herpotrichiellaceae. The transcript has a single exon. The coding region runs from base 1 to 1029 and encodes 342 amino acids. The record is from RefSeq and is a predicted model, not a curated record.
AUGGCAUCCUCCUCUCCCUCCUCUGCUUCCUCCACCGACCGACCAAACAAGAUCCUACUGCUCGGCGCUGGUGAGCUGGGUCAGGCCAUUAUUAGCUCAAUCGUGGAGCAUCCAAUCUUCACGGACAUCAAGGGCAGCACAUUGACAAUUGCAUUGCGACCCUCAAGCCUAGAGAAUCCGACAGAUGCGCAAAAGGCUCUACAAACAUCCUGGCUGAUUAAGCCUCAAAUCAGCCUUCACGGACUGGACUUGGAAGCCACGCCGCUCGCAUCGCUGACUGAAUUUCUUGCAACAUCCAACUUCACCACUGUGAUUCAUGCCGGUGGUAUGACCUCAAUUGAGGGUACAUAUACCAAACUAGCGCGAGCAGUCCUCGACGCCAAAGUCGGCUUGUAUCUGCCCUGGCAGUUUGGGCUUGAUUACGAUGUGAUUGGGCCAGCGGCUGGACAUGGCUUGUUUGCGGAGCAGUGUGGCGUGCGUGUCCUGUUGCGGGAACAGACACGCACAAAGUACAAGAUCAUCUCCUGUGGAAUGUUUAUGAGUUUUCUCUUCGAGCAGGCGUGGGGUGUUGUGGUCAAGGAGCCGCCAGAAGACGGCCAAGGUCGGGAAAGGAUUCGUGUGAGGCCCGUGGGCGGCUGGGAAACGCCUUUGACAGUCACCACUGCAGAGGACAUCGGCAGAGCGACGGCCGAGAUUGCUCUUACUGCUGGCACUCGUGACAAACCCGACGACAGUCAUGUCGCUGUCCAUCGAGAUGUGGUCUUUAUUGCUGGUCAGACGGUGACGUACUCUGAAUUGGCAGAUUUGUUGGCGAGCGUAACGGGUAAGGAAGUCAUCAAGGAUGGAAGCUGGACUGUGGGGUAUUUGAGCGCAAAAAUGGACGAGGACCCUGGCAAUAAAUUGUGGCGAUAUAGAACCGUAUUUGGCCAGGGAAUUGGAACUGCGUGGCCGGUAGAGGGCACAUUGAACGAUGACAAGAAAUGGGCGUUUGAGGGGAUAGGAGAAUGGCUCAGGAGGUGUUGGACAUGA